AUGCCACUAUCCAACCAUGGCAUGCCAAAAACACCACUCCCAACAUCGCCAAAAGGCAGCAUCCGAUCUCAUCGCUUCGGAAGUCUGAAGUCACCUGUUUCGCCAGGUCCGGCUUCGCCACCGUUAUCCCCUCCAAUGUCCCCCCCAAUGUCAGCUAGGUCAUUCGGUACCUUCAUUGAGUCGGCGCCAUCUACACCUGCGUUUUCUCCCCGACCCCUAUCUUCUCACUGGGAUAGCUCUACCUUAGUACUAUUAUCACCAUUAUCGCCACAAUCAGCACCAAAAAGCCCAACCGAUCCCAGUCCAGUAGAGCCAGAAUGGGAAAUGAUGCCACCGAGUCGCAGACCUGCGCCUGAAGAGUUGUUCAGACCGGAGCAACUAUCUCCCAGGCCAGCCUCCGACCCAUUUGUUCCGCCCAAGCCAUGGUAUCCCGCCAAACGCGUAGACGACCCUUCGCAGAAGGAAAACCAGCCACCGACAUCGGGUGAGACUACUGAAGACGCGGACGCGGAAGGAAACGCAAGAGAAGAGCAGUCGAAUUCGGCUGCUUUCGGCAAGCUAGCGACGAGGAUGAAGUCAAUCCUUCGCAGGAAGGCACCUGGCGAAAAGAAGAUCAAGAAGCAGAGACGGCAUGAACAGGACUUGGAUUACAUGGAGGAUGUCCAUUGGUCGGAGAUGUGA
Lindgomyces ingoldianus is the source of this 681-nucleotide messenger RNA. RefSeq lists its product as uncharacterized. The transcript has a single exon. The record is from RefSeq and is a predicted model, not a curated record. The coding region runs from base 1 to 681 and encodes 226 amino acids. Lineage: Eukaryota; Fungi; Ascomycota; Dothideomycetes; Pleosporales; Lindgomycetaceae.